AUGCACCCAUAUUAUGCUAGAAAUAGAGCAAUUCCACCUGAAUGGCGUUAUAAAAUUAUGUCAGUUCGACUUGAAAGAAAAACACUAUCAAUUAAUAGACAACAUUACACUUUCGAUAAAAAACUUGGUAAGGGUGCAUUUGGUGCUGUUUAUGCGGCACGUCGGUAUUCAGACGGCGCACCAGUUGCUAUAAAAGUUAUAUCACUAGCUUCACAAAAAGAUAGUUUAGCACUGCAGAAUGCAGAAUCAGCUCUUACCGAAAUUGAAAUGGCAAAACGUUUAACUCGGACAUCAAGACAUAUUAUACAUAUGUAUGAUUUUGAUUUUCACCAAACAGGUCUAUCAUUUAUUGUAAUGGAACUUGGUCAACAAGAUUUAGAAAAAUAUCUUUCACAACGACUUGCAUUAGAACCUGCUGAUAGAAAAUUUAUAUGGCGACAAUUAGUCGAUAUCGCUGGUACUCUAGAUAGUCAACAAAUUGUACAUCGUGAUAUUAAACCACAAAAUCUUAUUAUAUUUCCUGGCGGUAUUGUAAAACUUGGUGAUCUUGGUAUUGCUAAACAAGCUUUUCAUGACAAAACUGGACCUACUGGUACUCCAUUAUAUUCAGCGCCUGAAGUGACUAGGUAUAAACCGAUGGUAGUGCUUACAACAGCAGCAGAUGUAUGGUCAUGGGGCGCUGUUCUCUAUCGUAUGACAUAUAUGCAACAUCCUCAUUACGAUCCACCAUGUUAUUAUCCACUUGAAAAUCAACGUCUAACAUCUGAUCGAUAUCUUAAUGAUGUACUUCGACGCACACUUGUUCUGAGUCCAGAAAAAAGACCAACUCCUUCAUGGUUAGCUAAACAUCCAUAUACAAACACAUGA
Molecule: messenger RNA, 867 nt
Organism: Adineta steineri
Lineage: Eukaryota; Metazoa; Rotifera; Eurotatoria; Adinetida; Adinetidae
Source: the annotation of a GenBank genome assembly